Silurus meridionalis is the source of this 3284-nucleotide messenger RNA. RefSeq names its product SS18 subunit of BAF chromatin remodeling complex (gene ss18). Gene Ontology annotation, molecular function: transcription coactivator activity. NCBI's taxonomy places the organism in Eukaryota, Metazoa, Chordata, Actinopteri, Siluriformes, Siluridae. Bases 154 to 1263 code for a protein of 369 amino acids. The transcript is spliced from 11 exons. The record is from RefSeq and is a predicted model, not a curated record. Gene Ontology annotation, cellular component: nucleus. Gene Ontology annotation, biological process: positive regulation of transcription by RNA polymerase II.
GUUGUGUGUGCGGGUUUCGGCGAGCGCGAGCUGGAUGUGAUUGUUUGCUGCUAGCUUUCGUCUUAUUGUAUAUUUCUAUAUAAAUACGUGCAUUUAUUAUUUAUCACAAAAAUAUAUUAAUAAUCAAGAGAUUUUCGUCGAGAAAUUGUCAUCAUGUCGGUGGCUUUCGCGCCUCACAGACAACGCGGAAAGGGUGAUAUCACCCCCGCGGGGAUACAGAAGUUGCUGGAUGAAAACAAUCAGCUGAUUCAGUGCAUCAUGGACUUCCAGAGCAAAGGGAAAACGGCGGAAUGUUCACACUACCAGCAGAUGCUCCACAGAAAUUUGGUCUACUUAGCCACAAUAGCAGACUCCAAUCAGAACAUGCAGUCUCUGCUCCCAGCCCCCCCUACACAGAACAUGGGUAUGUCAGGGGGAAUGAAUCAGAGCGGCGCACCCCCACAGACCCCCCAUGGCCACAACAUGCCGUCAGACGGCCCACCCUCUGGGCCACACAUGCAGAACCAGAUGAACGGCCAGAUGCCCGGACCAAACCACAUGCCCAUGCAGGGCCCAGGGCCCAACCAGCCUCCAAACAUGCCAAGCGGCUCCAUGAACAUGCCUCCCAGCAGCCACGGCUCCAUGGGUGCCUACAACCACGCCGUUCCCUCCUCCCAGGGCAUGAGCAACCAGGGCCAGAUAAACAUGAGCCAGGGCCAGCCAAUGGGCAGCUACGGUCCCAGACCCAGCAUGAACAUGCAGCCCAACCAAGGUCCCAUGAUGCACCAGCAGCCUCCUUCGCAGCAGUACAACAUACCCCCUGGUGGUGGUGGACAGCAUUACCAGGGACAGCAGAACCCUAUGGGCAUGAUGGGCCAGGGCAACCAUGUGAUGGGGCAGAGGCCCAUGCCUCCUUACAGACCACCUCAGCAAGGGCCCCCGCAGCAGUACCCAGGCCAGGAGGACUACUAUGGAGAGCAGUACAGUCAUGGAGGCCAGGGGGCACCUGAGGGAAAUUCGCAGUACGGUCAGCAGCAGGAAGCCUAUCAACAAGGCCCCCCUCAGCCACAGGGCUACCCGGCACAGCAGCAGUACCCAGCACAGCAGGGCUACCCGGGCCAGCAACAGGGCUACGGUCCUUCUCAAGGUGGUCCUGGACAGUACCCCAAUUACCCACAAGGCCAAGGGCAGCAGUAUGCGGCGUAUAGACCACCUCAGCCUGGACCUCCACAAGGCCAACCACAGCGCCCGUACGGUUAUGACCAGGGGCACAUGAGGAAAUAACGGACCGAGUAUUUCAACCCCUGACUAGAUGUUUAAGAAGCAAAGGGUCAAUACGGCAACUACCAGCAGUAAGCGAGAGACGCUUUUCCUUCCUGUUAGAGCGUCCGCGUGGCGUCUUUCCGGACCUGUGGAAGGGCUACGGCUCUCUGAGACUCCCACUCCCCACCCCCUUUUUUUUUUUUUUUUUAAUUAUGAAGAGAUGAAUCCCUCCUCUCUCUCCCUCCCCCCCCCCCUCUCUCUCUCUUUCUCUCACUCUCAAACUCGCACACAUGCAGAAAAUCUUUUGAUCCUUUUUUUUUUUUAUUAUUUUUUAUUAUUAUAUAUAUUUUUCCCCUCCCCCCUUUUUCCCCCAGAUGCCGGAUGAAACUUCCACGAAACUUCAAACUUCAAUGCCAAGCUCUGAACCUCAAUCUCCAAAUGACACUUUUGGUCACUUCACAAAACCCCCUGUAUUUUGUUUUUAUUUCAUAGCCAUUCUGAAAGCAACAAUGCCUUAAAGGGAAAUCAAAAGAAAAUCAGAGCGGCCUUAUUUAAUUUCCAACAAAAACAAAAAAAAAAACACGGAGGGGGAUUCGGAUAUCCUGCAGCACGGACUCGUCUUCCUUGCCGCAGUAUGUUAGCAAACCAUCUCUUCAGUCGAUUGCGUGAAAAGUUUCUCCAGCCGAAAGCAAUAACCCGGGAGGGGGGGCGAGUGAGGAAGGGGGGGCUCAGAGAGAUGAUCUUGCACAGGGAAUAUUCUUCUUACAUGUCAAGGUCAAAAUUGUAUAAUGUACAAAUGUAUUUUAUGCUUUCUAGAUAGAGCUUACUUUGUACUGAGGAUUUGGAAACUUUAGCUCUAAAUAUUGUACUUUUUUUUUUUUUCUUUUUGUUUUUGCUGAAUGUCUUUAUUAGGUGGUGUUGUUUUUUUGUUUUCUUUUUUCUUUUUUUUUCUUUUUAGUUUUUUAUAUAAUAAUUGUUGUCCCUUCUUUCUCUAGUGUAAUGUCUUUGGUUCCUCCCAGCCACACUGAACCUUGAUUAAACCCAUCUGCUACUCUGGUGGUUCACGUGUUAAUUGUCCACAAGGGAGCACUUCAUAUUUAAGUGCGGCGACUCCACCGUACACUAAGGAGGGGAAAAAAAAAAAAACCCGCCCCAGGAGUGGACAGUCGGGAUUCGCAUUCAAAUUAGGUGUCGUAGAACAGGAGGAAAAAGUUCAACAACAUAUUGUAGAAUUCACUCAUACAGCUCCGGAAUGAUCAGGAAAGCUUUGUCUUGAUGAAUUUGAUAGAUAUAGUUGAGUAUAUUAGAAUUGAUGGAUUCAUUGAGAUACAGGUUUAAAUAAUAAUGUAAUGAUAUAUAUAUAUAUAUAUAUAUAUAUAUAUAUAUAUAUAUAUAUAUAUAUAUAUAUAUAUAUAUAUAUAUAAAAUUUCGCAUCCAGCUUCCGAAACUGCUCUGAACAGCAUUUCCGUAUGAAGAUUAGGGAACGCAUGUUUCAAAUUUGUGAAUGAUCAGUGACUCUGAUGGUGGUUCCUGCAUAUUCUGGUCCUCUGAACUUUUUGUUGUUUUCCCUGUGAAUUUUUGUUGAGCAGGCUGAAAAUGUGAAUUAAUUUUUUUUUUUUUUUUUGAUAAAAGCUACAACCAUGUCUUUAUUUUAAAACAUAUAGAAAAGCGUCUUUUUUUUUUUGUGUAUGCCUUUAACAUGGUACUGGUUGUAGCUUUUCAGUAGUAAUUUUUCUCAUUUACUCCUAUUGUGUACUUCUGAGCAUGUACUAUGAUGAAGUAUGAAGCCAGCACAGUCAUCACAGGUACUUGAACCUGUGUGUGGUGUUCUUUUUGUUUCCUUUAGUUUUUCCCCUGUUGUUUUCGGAAGAACGGGCAUUCGAGUUUCAGAAUGUACAUCUGUGCCGAAGAGGAAUAAUCAUUUGGUGCUCGGGAUCAUGAUGCAACUCAAAUGUGCCAUGACUGUCUCUUUUUCCAUGACAAUGUAAAGUUGUACAUCAUUGUAACUGAACAAAAUGGCGGAAAUAAAUUAUUGUAAUACA